Molecule: messenger RNA, 954 nt
Organism: Penicillium nucicola
Lineage: Eukaryota; Fungi; Ascomycota; Eurotiomycetes; Eurotiales; Aspergillaceae
Exons: 2
Coding region: 1-954 (317 amino acids)
Source: RefSeq, a predicted model, not a curated record
AUGCCAGCACCACUUGCAAAAGGUAUCAUUAUCACUGUCUCUGUCCUCGUUGCAGCAGGCAUCGCCGUAUACGAGUCUCCACAGUUUAAGCAAUGGGUCACAACUUCGCGGCGUAAAAUCGCCUUAGCUCUUCACAACCUCGGUGAUGAGAUUCAACCACGGGAGACAGUCAAGGAGGAUAUCUCCAUGUCCGAGGAAGUUGGAGAGGUCGCUGAAGAACGCAGGCGGAUUGCCCGCGCUGAAAUUUUGCGUCGAGGUACGCUCAUGGAAUCACAGCGCAAGACUCAGUCAGAUCAAGCUCUCGGUAGCUUUGACACCCUUGUGGACAACGAUGGCAACUUACGGGCCACUAAAUACAUCUCCGAUGCCCCUUCAAGCCCAGUAGUUGGCGCUAACUCGACCGGGGUUGAAAUUGGCACCACAGAGGCUGUCCGACGAGGAGGUAAACAGACCCAGGCUGAUCUCCCGAACAUGGACGCAGAUCGAUUGCAUCUUGAGAUCCCUUCAGCUCCUGCUUCAACCCAUCCAUCGGAAUCUAUGAUUCAAUUCACGCCUACUUCCGAAACCCCAGACCAAGACAGCCUCUUUGACCCUUUCUCGCCCAGCUCACCCCUUUCCGCCUCUGGCUCUUCCAGUUCGAGCCGCACAGAAGAUCACCAGCAGACAUAUUAUGCUCACCCUCACUCUCCAGUCAACCAUACUUACCAGCACGAUCUACUUGCUGACUUAGAUGAUUUCGGUCAUGGAAAUAUCCACCCAGCUCAUGAUGUCUCGGCUGCCCCUUCUACAACUGGCACAUUUAGUCACGUCGGGGAAUUCAACGAUGAAACUUCAGAUGGUACUCUUAGUGACCUCGGUGGACGCUCGGUCAGCGGCGCAGCUACUCCUGCAAGCUGGUCUGAGAUUGGAAGUGUGAUUAGCGAUGAGGACGCUACUCAUCAACAGUUGCUAUGA